AUGGAACACAACUUGCAGAUACUCCUCUUCGGAGACCAGACUAAUAGCUUCGACAAGAGUCUCCGCCGACUUCUUGAGCCCGGCAGUAGUAGUGCUGUGACGACCUUGUUGGAGAGGGUUAACUUGGCUCUUCGUCUGGAGAUAGGUGGAUUACCCAUCUCCCAGCAACAGCGUUUCCCUCGCUUCAGCUCUGUGAGCGAUCUCGAGGCGAGGUAUAGAUCAUCUACCAGACGUGCAUCUUUGGAGAGUGCUUUUCACUGCCUUAAUCAGUUGGGAUGGUUCAUCCGAAACCAGAUCGAAACCGCCAGCAGAUAUCCAACCGCAGAGGACACCCGUAUCGUAGGCAUCUGUACUGGCCUGCUUGCCGCUGCCGCCAUCAGUACAUCUAAGAGCUUGGCGGAGCUUAUCCCGAAAGCUGUUGAGACGGUGCUGGUCGCCUUCAGAAUCGGGUUACAUGCCGAGAGCAUGAGUGAUGCAAUUGUCGGCCGUGGCAAGCCUGCCAAGUCCUGGUCACUGGUUCUGGGUAUGCAGGAAGACAACGCAUCGGCAGCGAUGUCUUCAUUCCUUCAGGCCAAGAACAUUUCACCAACAUCGCAACCGUACAUCAGUGCAGUGGCAUCCAAUUGUGUAACCAUUAGUGGUCCACCCGCUUCGCUCGAACAUCUUCUGAACUCGACUCAAUUCUCCGGCCUCAAACCAGCUCAUACUAGCGUCUAUGCAGCAUAUCACGCCGAUCACAUCUACACCUUGAAAGACGUCGAUAUGAUUCUUUCGAAAGAUCCCUUGACUCCGGUUCGAUCUUGCACCGACGCGAUCCCAAUUUUCUCCAAUGCGACUGGCAAGAUGCAUUCAGCGACUGAGCACACAGCGCUUCUUCACACCAUUAUCUCAGAAAUUCUUACUGAGCAAAUCAGGUGGGAUCGGAUCGUGGAGGCGGUGUCCGCAGACGUUAUGGCAAGCCAUGCAUCUGUGUGUGAGAUACUAUCAUUUGGCGGUAACGCCACUCACAGUCUGACCUCGGGGCUCGCCCAGGACGGCGCUCCAGUAGUCGAAGCCAAAGAGGAUGUGUGGAGUCAGCAGAACCCAGCCAGCUCUGGUCACGCUUCCGGAAGACGCGACCAGUCUAAGAUCGCUAUCAUUGGCUUUUCUGGCCGUUAUCCCGAUGCUGCAAGUAACGAAAAGUUCUGGGAGAUUCUACACAACGGCAGAGAUGUUCAUCGACCUAUACCGGCUGACAGAUUCGAUGCAGCAGCGCACAUGGACCCAACUGGAAAGAAAAGGAACACUAGUCGCAUCGGCCAUGGUUGCUUCAUCGAGGAACCAGGAUUGUUCGAUGAGCGCUUCUUCAACAUGUCGCCACGUGAAGCUGCAAAUUGCGACCCCGGUCAACGCCUAGCUAUCGUCACCGCGUACGAGGCUCAGGAAAUGGCAGGUUUUGUGACUGGCAGGACACCUUCUACGCAGAAAGAUAGAGUGGGAAUCUUCUAUGGCAUGACAUCCGACGACUGGCGUGAAGUCAACAGUGGGCAGAACAUCGACACGUACUUCAUCCCUGGUGGAAAUCGAGCCUUCACCCCUGGUCGGCUCAAUUACUUCUUCAAGUUUAGUGGACCCAGCUUCAGUGUUGACACAGCCUGUUCUUCCUCCUUCGCCGCCAUCCACGCUGCUUGUAACUCGCUCUGGCAAGGUGAUUGCGACACGGCCUUCGCUGGUGGCACCAACGUUAUGACCAACCCGGACAACUUCGCGGGACUGGAUAGAGGACAUUUCCUGUCCACGAAGGGAAACUGCAACACUUUCGACGAUGACGCCGAUGGCUACUGCAGAGCAGACGGUGUCGGCACAGUCAUUCUCAAAAGACUUGAGGACGCUGAGGCUGAUGGCGAUCCGAUCCAAGGCGUUCUCCUAGGAGCGUUCACAAACCACUCUGCAGACGCUGUUUCCAUGACACGACCUGAUGCAGGCGCACAAGCAUUUAUCUUUGACCAGAUGUUGAACUCAUGUAACGUUAGCCCUCAAGACGUCAGCUACAUUGAGAUGCACGGUACUGGUACCCAAGCAGGAGACUGGACAGAGAUGCGAAGUGUGCUGCAGGUAUUUGCACCCGCUGUAGGCAAACGGCCGAAUCGACCGCUCUACCUCGGUUCGACCAAAUCCAAUAUAGGUCAUGCAGAGUCAUCCUCUGGCGUUCUGUCUCUGAUUAAAGUGCUUCUAAUGAUGAGGCAUAACGAGAUCCCGCCUCACUGUGGUAUCAAGACGAAGAUCAAUCAGAAAUUCCCCACUGAUCUGGCAGAACGCAAUGUUCAUAUUGCAACAAAGCCUACUGAAUGGGAUCGUCCCGGCAAUGACGUCCGCAGAGUCUUCCUGAACAACUUCAGUGCGGCAGGUGGCAACACAGCCCUUCUUCUCGAAGACUCUCCUAUUCGGGCUGGGCAGGAUCUGGCUGAAGACCCCCGCAGCAUCCAUGUCGUCACGGUCUCUGGCAAAUCACCUACCGCCCUCGUGAAAAACACACGCGCUCUGUUGGAGUUCAUCGCGAAGUCGCCUGUAUUAAGCUUGCCUUCCCUUUCCUACACAACCACAGCUCGUCGCGUUCAUCACAGCUACCGUACAGUCGUCUGUGGAGCCGAUCUGAAGUCGAUCUCCAGUAAGCUCGCCGACGUGUUGGCUGGAGAGGCUCCCAAAGCCAUCCCCGCCAAAGCUGGAAAAGUGGCGUUCGUCUUCACCGGGCAAGGUGUCCUGCAACUUGAGAUGGGUAAGCGUCUUUUCGAGACAAUCUCGCAAUUCCGAUCCGACAUCAUCAACUUCGAUCAGAUCGCUCAGCGUCAAGGGUUCCCUAGCUUCCGCGGGCUGAUCGACGGAAGCCUUCGGGACCAAGCAGCCAUCAGUCCCGUAGUUGCUCAACUUGGUACCACAUGCCUUCAGAUAGCGCUGUUCAGACUCUGGAUGUCUUGGGGUAUCCAACCCGAUGUGGUGGUCGGCCACAGCCUUGGCGAGUACGCGGCCUUCCACGCCGCUGGAAUCUUGUCUGUGACAGACACUAUCUAUCUGACUGGCGCUAGGGCGCAAUUGAUGAUCAAACGCUGCACUGUUGGGACUCAUUGUAUGCUCGCAGUGGCGACGUCCAUCGAGGAGCUUGAGCGCAAGUGGCCGUCGAUGUCCUACGAAGUUGCUUGUGUCAACGGUCCUACCGAAGUCGUUCUCAGUGGUACGAACGACAACAUCGAUCGCCUCGCUGCUAGCUUAGCUGAGGGCCAGAUCAAGUUCACCAAGCUGGCCGUCCCAUUCGCGUUCCAUUCCUCCCAAGUUGAUCCCAUCCUUGACGACUUCGAGAAUCUCGCUCGCAGUGUCGAGUUCAACAAGCCUAAGAUUCCCUACAUGUCUCCUCUCUUGAGGAGUGUAGUGGUUGAUGCCAAUGUCCUCGAAGCGCAAUAUUUGCAAAAGGCUUGUCGGGGAACAGUCGACUUUCUGAGUGCAGUCAACGCGGCGAAGAGCUCGGGCGUCAUUACCGACAAGACUGCGUGGGUCGAGGUCGGAUCGCAUUCCAUCUGUAGCGGUAUGCUGAAGCAAAUCUGCGGUACCACCGUUGCAGCACUCCCUUCCAUGAGGCGCGGAGAAGAUUGUUUGACCACUCUCGCCCUGUCUGUUGCUAAACUCCAUUCCUUUGGAUCAGCCAUUGACUGGAAUCAAUAUCACCAUGACUUCAGAAGGUCGCAGACUGUCGUACAACUUCCGACAUACUGCUGGGACGCGAAGAAUCACUGGAUCCAGUACAAGAAUAACUUCUGUCUCACCAAGGGCGAGUCUGUGUCUAAGAAGGCGCCAGUCAGCGCGUUGCCGCCUGGCAUCUUGACUCCUUCAGUGCAGCACAUCAUUGAGCAAAAGCUCGAUGGCCAGAAACCGAUGGUGAUCAUGCAAUCUGACCUUGCUGAACCGAAACUCGCCAAGGUGAUUCAGAGCCACAAGGUGAACAGCGUUGCCCUAUGUCCAUCUUCUCUCUAUGCGGACAUAGCUCUGACCCUUGGAAACCAUCUACUCGAAAAAGCAUCCUCUUCGCCAGGCAAAUGUGGUCUUGAUGUUGCCGACAUGGUAGUCAGUAAGCCCCUGAUCGCGACAGGCAACUCGCAGUUCUUCCGUGCCUCUGCUACUGCAGAUUGGUCUUCGCGUACGAUUCAUGUGUCACUCUUCAGUGUUUCUCCCGAGGGACAAAAGACCGACGAUCACGCUCAUUGUACAGUCAAGUUGGGUGACCACGAGGCGUGGCUCAAGGAGUGGAGUCGUUUGACUUAUCUGAUUAGGUCUCGUAUUGACACGCUACAGAGUGGAGUGACUGACGGAAGAACGCACCUGAUAAAGAGAAGAAUGGCCUACAAGCUCUUCUCAUCAGUCGUCGAGUACGAUACCAAGUAUCAAGGUAUGCAGGAGGUACUGCUUGACAGCGAGCAUCUCGAAGCAUCCGCAAAGGUCAAGUUUCAAACCACUGCAGACGAUGGUAAAUUCUGCUUCAGUCCUUUCUGGAUUGAUUCACUCGGACAUCUCGCUGGUUUUGUUAUGAAUGGCAACGACUUUGUGGACUCGAAGGUUCAGGUCUUUGUCAAUCACGGCUGGGACUCGAUGAGAUGUGCUCAAGAAUUUUGUCCGGACAAGCAAUACCGGACGUACGUGAAAAUGCAGAAUAUUGGAGGCACCAUGCACUCUGGCGACGUCUACAUCUUCGAUGAGGACGUUGUAGUCGGCGUCUAUCAAGGCGUCAAAUUCCAAGGAGUACCCCGCAAGAUUCUCGAUAUGCUUCUUCCAGCAGAGAAGUCUACGAAGACUGCGAGAGCACCGUCGAUCAAGAUGUCGCCCGUUGUCAGAGCUGAAACUCAGAAGGAAACACCUGUGGCAAGGGACGACGCUCCCAAGCCAGCGGUUGAGUCAUCAGUGGAGACUGCUUUGCUCGCAAUCAUCUCCGCAGAAACUGGUGUUGCUGUUGGUGAUUUAUUACCUGACACGGUCUUCGAUGACAUCGGGCUGGACUCGCUACUCGCUCUCAACAUCACAGGCAGGCUGCGAGAGGAACUCGAUCUGACAGUUGAGAGCUCUUUGUUCACAGAAUGCCCCACUGUCAAGGAGUUGACCCGGUACUUCUCAGGAGCAGUCUCUGAUGUUUCUUCGAUCGACUCAGAAUCUGAGUCCGGUUCUUCUGCACUAUCCACGCCGCCUGCACAAGCCGCGACUAGCAGUACGAGCGUCUCGACUUCGCCACCUUCGUAUUUAGACGGUCAAUCGAACAGCUUGAUGGUAUUGAUUCGCAAGACCCUUGCGCAGGAGAUAGGCGUCAAUGAGGCUGAGAUCGAGGGCUCCACAAUCUUAAGCGAUCUGGGCCUGGACUCACUCCUCUCAUUAACUGUACUGGGCCAGUUGAGAGAGGAGACCGAUGUUAAUUUACCAUCAGACCUUUUUGCGAUAUGUCAGUCACUUGACGAGGUCCAGAUCAAAGUGGGUCUAGCUCCUGUCAAGGAUCUCUCUACACCUAUCAAUGCCGAGAAGGUGUCUGAAAAGCUGCGAUUGACAGCGACGCAGAACUCCCGUAUCGUUCAGCACGCAGCCGUACUACCUCCUGCAACCUCUGUACUGCUCCAGGGUAGCCCAAAGACGAGUAGCAAGCGUCUCUUCCUAUUCCCUGAUGGAAGUGGUUCGUCUACAUCUUAUGUCUCUCUAGCCAGGAUUGACCCCGAUGUCGCUGUCUUUGGCCUGAACUGCCCUUACAUGCGGAAGCCAGAGGACAUGAAAUGCAGCCUUGCUGACUUGACCGCUCCUUACCUGGCAGAGAUCCGCCGUCGCCAGCCUCACGGUCCUUACUACCUAGGCGGCUGGUCUGCCGAUGGUAUUUGUGCUUACGACGCUGUCCAAGAACUCGCAAAGUCUGGAGAGGAAGUCGCGCGUCUGAUCCUACUUGACUCUCCUUUCCCCAUCGGUCUCGAGAAGCUUCCUCCUCGUCUCUACGACUUCUUCAACACUUGCGGGCUCUUUGUCAACGGCAGCGGCAAGGCUCCUCCGAGCUGGCUUCUGCCUCACUUCCUGGCCUUCAUCGACUGUCUGGACACUUACAGAGCAGUCCCGUUGAAGUCAAGCAGACCGAAGGUUUUCCUUAUCUGGGCUGAAGAUGGAGUGUGCAACAAACCAGACAGCCCUCGACCUGAAUCAAGAGCCGACGAUCCGAAAGAGAUGAGGUGGCUGUUGGAAAACAGAACAGAUCUCGGACCUAAUGGCUGGGACUCGCUUGUUGGUGGCGAGAGAUUGACGAUUCACACCAUGGAGGACGCAAAUCAUUUCACAAUGAUGGAGGGCCAAAAGGCAGUCGAGUUGAGCGAAUUCCUCGCUCUUGCAAUGGCAAAUUAG
This is a messenger RNA of Aureobasidium namibiae CBS 147.97, 6384 nucleotides long. Its product is annotated as polyketide synthetase PksP. Lineage: Eukaryota; Fungi; Ascomycota; Dothideomycetes; Dothideales; Saccotheciaceae. The transcript has 5 exons. The record is from RefSeq and is a predicted model, not a curated record. Gene Ontology annotation, molecular function: 3-oxoacyl-[acyl-carrier-protein] synthase activity; fatty acid synthase activity; phosphopantetheine binding. The coding region runs from base 1 to 6384 and encodes 2127 amino acids. Gene Ontology annotation, biological process: secondary metabolite biosynthetic process; fatty acid biosynthetic process.